AUGACACGAUUCACAUCUUUGGUAGCCAUCUUCGCCCUGGUCAUUGCCACCAUCGCACUCACAACCGCAGCCCCUGUCCCCACUCCAACCGGCAUCCUCACUAUCGAUGAACUCAAGGCUGCCGCCAAUGGCACCUGUCCACCCCAGACCUCAGGCGAAAUCAUCAGCUGCGAAGAUGCCCUACCCUACAUCAACGAUGCCAUCACAAACGGCAACUUGAAGUACAACCAUAACCUAGUCCAUGCAACCCAAGGAACUCGAUCAAUGCUCCCUCAACCAUCACUCGAAAAGUUCGUGAGUGCCAACGCCGACAUCCAGACCUUGGUCGCAACUUACCCCGCCGACACACUUCUAGUCGACAUUUUGAUCAACAACCACCUCGACUUUUUGCCCGGUGCAUGGUGGACAGUUUCAGGUCCUAAAUGCUCUGGCCAUGCUGGUGCUCUCGAUGGCACCGUCACUACCUUUUUGCAGUGGGAGAUUGACUGUAUCAAUGGUGGUGUUGAAACCCUUUUCGAUCGUAGUGCUGUCUUUGGAGUCGUCUACCAGAGCAUCCACUAA
This is a messenger RNA of Linnemannia hyalina, 561 nucleotides long. Lineage: Eukaryota; Fungi; Mortierellomycota; Mortierellomycetes; Mortierellales; Mortierellaceae. The record is from the annotation of a GenBank genome assembly.